This is a messenger RNA of Plenodomus lingam JN3, 2226 nucleotides long. RefSeq lists its product as uncharacterized. The record is from RefSeq and is a predicted model, not a curated record. Gene Ontology annotation, molecular function: beta-glucosidase activity. NCBI's taxonomy places the organism in Eukaryota, Fungi, Ascomycota, Dothideomycetes, Pleosporales, Leptosphaeriaceae. Gene Ontology annotation, biological process: glucan catabolic process.
AUGCUACACGCGCUUCUAGGUACACUUUUAACGGGUAUCGCCCUGGCCCAGUCUUCCAAUACCACAUUACCAGACACCAAUUCCCCCACAUCAAAUGGCGCAACCGCCGCCUGGGACGAUGCGUACGUGAAAGCCGCAGCUAGUCUUGCCAAGUUAUCGCAGGCGGAGAAGAUAGGACUUGUGACGGGUGUGGGAUGGAUGAAUGGGAAGUGUGUGGGUAAUACGCAUGCUGCUGGUUCGAUUGGGUUUCCGGGACUAUGUUUGCAGGACGGCCCCCUAGGCGUCCGCUACGUCAACGGCGCAACCGCCUUCUCCGCCGGCAUCCACGCCGCCUCAACCUGGGACACCACCCUCGUCCGCGAGCGCGCCCUCUUCCUAGGCGCCGAAUCCAAAGCCCUCGGCAUCCACGUCCAACUCGGGCCCUCUGCCGGUCCACUCGGGAAAUUUGCAACCGGGGGCCGGAACUGGGAAGGCUUUGGCUCGGAUCCCUAUCUCCAGGGCGUGAUGAUGGGGGAGACGGUCGAGGGGAUGCAGGAGAGUGGGGUGCAGGCUACGGCUAAGCAUUGGAUUUUGAAUGAGCAGGAGUUGCAGCGGGAGACGAUGAGUGCGGAUGCGGGGGGGAGGGUGGUGAGGGAGUUGUAUGCCUGGCCAUUUCAGGAUGCGGUUAGGAGUGGGGUUGCGGCGGUGAUGUGUAGUUAUAACAAAGUCAAUGGGUCGUGGGCCUGCGAGAGCGAUGAUGUGAUGAACAAGUUGCUCAAGGAGGAAAUGGGCUUUCGCGGAUACAUCAUGUCCGACUGGAACGCCCAGCACACCACCACCGGCAGCGCAAACAGCGGUCUGGACAUGACCAUGCCCGGCACUGAUUUCGACAAGAAAAACGUCUACUGGGGCCCGCAACUCCACGCCGCCAUCGACAACAAGCAAGUGCCCCAGUCCCGCUUGGACGACAUGGUCAAGCGGAUCCUCGCCGCGUGGUACCUCCUCGGUCAGGACAAGGGAUAUCCGGCCGCCACCUUUGAUUCCUGGAACAUCGGCUCCCACAACGUGGGUGGCACGCACCGAACCAAUGUCCGCAAGAUGGCCGCCGAAGGCAUUGUCCUGCUGAAAAACGUCAACGCCUCGCUACCAUUGGCAAAGCCCAAGACCGUUGCCGUGGUAGGCUCAGACUCGAUUGUCGCGCCCAAAGGCGCAAACGCAUGUGCAGAUCGGGGAUGCAAUGACGGCACACUGGCCAUGGGCUGGGGCUCCGGCUCCGUGGAAUUUCCCUACCUGAUUGCGCCGCUCGACGCCAUCAAGACGCAGGCCAGCAAGGACGGUACGAGGGUGACGUCUUCGCCCAACGACAAUGCGCAACAGGGCGCUGCGGCUGCACGAGAUUCGGAAGUGGCAGUGGUGUGUAUCAACAGUGCGGGCGGCGAGGGCUACAUCACGGUCGAAGGCAACGCAGGAGAUCGGAAGAACUUGGACCCGUGGCACAAUGGCAAUGAGCUGGUCAAGGCGGUUGCGGCCGUGAAUAAAAAGACGGUGGUCGUGGUGCACAGCGUCGGUCCCAUCAUCAUGGAAUCCUGGAUUGAGAAUCCCAAUAUCGUGGCCGUGGUGUGGGCCGGUCUGCCCGGCCAAGAGAGCGGAAACGGACUCGUGGAUGUGCUGUACGGUGCUGUGAAUCCAAGUGGCAAAUUACCGUAUACGAUUGCCAAACGAGCAGAGGACUAUGGUGCGGCCAUCAAGAGCGGCGAUGAUAAGGAGUGGGACUUGUUGGUUGAUUAUAGGCGCUUUGAUGCCUUGGGAUUAGAACCACGAUUCGAGUUUGGAUUUGGCUUGAGUUUUACAAAUUUCACAUACACCGGUCUGACCAUCGAUGGCGCGCCAUCUGCUGGACCAGCCAUGGGAGCCACAGGACCCGGUGGACCGGAGGAUCUGUGGGAUAUAGUGUCCACCAUCAGCGUACAGGUCAGCAACACAGGGGGUGUGGCGGGCGCAGAGGUACCGCAGUUGUAUAUCGGGUAUCCAGCGAGCACCAAGUCGCCGCCGAAACAGCUGCGGGGGUUCAAGAAAUUGAGGCUUGGGGUUGGGGAGAGCGGGACUGCGACGUUCCCUGUGAGGAGGAGGGAUUUGAGUUAUUGGGAUGAGGGGAGUCGGAGGUGGACGGUUGCGCGGGGGGAGUAUGGGGUUUUUGUGGGGGGGAGUUCGCGGGAUGUUAGGGUGAGUGGGAAGAUUGUGGUGUGA